AUGGCCAACCUCACUCCAACCCUAAAGUGCAUGUGCACAAUAACACUCUUCAUUCUCUUCCUCCUCUCUUACACAGUUUCUUCUUCAUUUUCUUCUUCUCCUUCGUCCUCACGCUACUCCACCCUAGCAGAGAUCCAGCACCGAAACCCUUCUCCAACCAUCACCCCUUCACAACACUACCAAAUAUUCUACCUCAAGAACACUCCCCACACCACCCCUUUGCCCAAACAAGAACGCCUCAAGAAGAGAAGAACAAGGAGAAACAAGAACACGAUGAGGCACAGAAAGAAGAUAGUGUCCAAGAACAUGCACCAGUCACGUGACUCGCAACGUUUCUCUGUCAUGCUCCCAAAGGGUUAUGUCCCUCCUUCUGGCUCCUCACCUUGCCACAAUGAUCAACCCAAUACGGUGUCUUCCUCCUUCCACUGCCAUCUCAGUACCACUGCACAACCUUGA
Vigna umbellata (rice bean) is the source of this 456-nucleotide messenger RNA. The record is from RefSeq and is a predicted model, not a curated record. NCBI's taxonomy places the organism in Eukaryota, Viridiplantae, Streptophyta, Magnoliopsida, Fabales, Fabaceae.